Messenger RNA from Dicrocoelium dendriticum, 320 nucleotides. The record is from the annotation of a GenBank genome assembly. NCBI's taxonomy places the organism in Eukaryota, Metazoa, Platyhelminthes, Trematoda, Plagiorchiida, Dicrocoeliidae.
AUGACGGAUAAACCACAACAUUCGGAACCCUUUACUAGCCGCCUUCAAAAGCAGAAAGACCCUCCGCUGCCCCCCAACUACAAGUAUAUGCUGGCCGGUCGGACUCCAGCGAAGAAGUCAGGUACCGACACUACACCGCUUGAUGGACUGCCUGCACCGAACCCGCGUUUCUCAUCUGCUCAAGCCGAAGCAAUCAGCCAUACUGCCUCCUUGGCAUCCCCAUGCUUCUCGUCACUAGCUUCUGGUCCGGUUACCCCCACUGGUAAGCCGACGUUUGUUGACCACGAUAAAGCCCCAAAUACCAAGACCUAUGCAUCCAG